ACACUUUCCAAACCUCAUCGUCAUCUUCCACUGAGCUCUUCUUCUUCGCCUCUCUGUGUUUUUUAUAGAAUCAUGGGUGUGUUCACUUUCGAGGACGAGCACGUCUCCGCCGUGCCCACCGCUAGACUCUACAACGCUCUGCUCAAACACAGCCACACCAUCCUUCCCAAGGUUAUCCCUGACAUUAAAAACGUCGAGCUCGUCGAAGGAACCGGCGGCCCUGGAAGCGUCAUCAAAGUUUCCUCCGUCGACGAAGGUGGGAACCCCAGAUACGGAUUGCACAAGGUGGAAGUGGUUGAUGAGGCGAGCUAUGUGUACAACUACAGCAUAGUGGAAGGCAACAUUCUGAUGGAGCCUGUGGAGAAGAUCUCGUUCGAGACCAAGAUCGUGGAGGGCUCCGCCGGCGGAUCAGUGAUCAAGGUGGUGAUCAAAUACCACACCAAAGGAGAUGCGUCGCCGCCGGAGGAGAUGCUCAAGAUCGCCAAGGAGAAGGGAGGACAUCUCUUCAAGUCCCUUGAAGGUUACAUUGCCGCCAACCCCGAUCUCUGCUAGAGUCGUUUGCGAAGCAAAUUAAGUUUGUAAUAAGAUGGAGUUGGAUCGAUCGAUACGAAAUUGGGGAACAAAAAAAAAAACUUGUUUGUGUUUUUUUGGUCAUCGUCCUCUCCCUGUAUGUGGGCUUUUGAGGAUUACUUGUCAGUGAGUGUUCUGUUUGGUCUUUCGUAUCUUGCAGUGAGUGUUGGUUGUCAAGUGUUCAUUAUAGACUUCGCACUUUUGUUUGUAUUUUGUAGUAAGUAUAAAUCCCAAAUAAUGUAAGCAAUUUCACUUCAUUAAAUA
This is a messenger RNA of Neltuma alba, 834 nucleotides long. RefSeq names its product class 10 plant pathogenesis-related protein 2E-like. Lineage: Eukaryota; Viridiplantae; Streptophyta; Magnoliopsida; Fabales; Fabaceae. Bases 73 to 552 code for a protein of 159 amino acids. The transcript has a single exon. The record is from RefSeq and is a predicted model, not a curated record. Gene Ontology annotation, molecular function: signaling receptor activity; protein phosphatase inhibitor activity; abscisic acid binding. Gene Ontology annotation, cellular component: cytoplasm; nucleus. Gene Ontology annotation, biological process: defense response; abscisic acid-activated signaling pathway.